GAACCAUAAAGCCAGGCCCAGUUCUCAACCUCAUGCCUGCCACAAUGUUGCUGCUCAGCCUGCUCCUUACCCUGGUCCUCCUUGGCUCCUCCUGGGGUUGCAGCGUUCCUGCCAUCAGACCGGUGCUGAGCUUCAGCCAGAGGAUUGUCAAUGGGGAGAACGCAGUGCUGGGCUCGUGGCCCUGGCAGGUGUCCUUGCAGGACAGCAACGGCUUCCACUUCUGCGGUGGUUCCCUCAUCAGCCAGUCCUGGGUGGUCACUGCUGCCCACUGCAAUGUUGUCCCUGGCUGCCACUUUGUCAUCCUGGGCAAGUACGACCUAUCAUCCAGCACUGAGCCUUUGCAGGUUCUGUCCAUCUCGCGGGCCAUCACGCACCCUUUCUGGAACCCCACCACCAUGAACAACGAUCUGAUGCUACUAAAGCUCGCCUCCCCAGCCCAGUACACAACACGCAUCUCACCAGUUUGCCUGCCUUCCUCAAAUGAGGUGCUGCUUGACGGCCUCACCGUCACCACUGGCUGCGGCCGCCUCAGCGGUGUGGGCAGUGUGACUCCCGCAAGCCUGCAGCAGGUGGUUCUGCCCCUGGUCACCGUGAGUCGGUGCCAGCAGUACUGGGGCUCACGCGUCACCAACUCUAUGAUCUGUGCAGGGGCCUCGGGCCUCUCCUUCUGUCAGGGUGACUCUGGAGGCCCGCUUGUCUGCCAGAAGGGGGACACGUGGGUGCUCACUGGUAUUGUCUCCUGGGGCACCAAUGACUGCAACGUGCGCGCGCCUGCCACGUACACUCGGGUUAGCAAGUUCAGUACCUGGAUCAAUCAUAGCCUACAACGGAGCCCACCACAGGCCCUCUUCCCAUCUCAGUCCAAUAAAAGACCCCAGGCUCUGUCCUCUUGUGUAUGCCUGUCUGUCUUCCUGGUUCAGGGAAAAGGAGAGGCUCUUGGGGGCCCCACUCCCCAAGCGGACUUUGUCUUCUGGCACGGCAGGUGUUGA
This is a messenger RNA of Balaenoptera musculus (blue whale), 989 nucleotides long. RefSeq names its product chymotrypsin like (gene CTRL). Gene Ontology annotation, molecular function: serine-type endopeptidase activity. Gene Ontology annotation, biological process: proteolysis. NCBI's taxonomy places the organism in Eukaryota, Metazoa, Chordata, Mammalia, Artiodactyla, Balaenopteridae. The record is from RefSeq and is a predicted model, not a curated record.